AUGUCCUUAACGAGUCCUCUAUUCGAACACUGGCUGACAACGUCCAAAGAAUUCUAGAGGGCCAAGGGUUGAAUAUCCUACUGAACAAUGCUGGAGUCAACCUUGAAAAAUAUGUAGCAUUGGAAAAUGUAACACGAAAUGCGAUGGAGCAGAGUUUCAGUGCAAAUGUUGUUGGUCCAAUGAAUCUCUGUCAGACUUUGCUACCGUUACUGAAAGCAGCCGUUUCCUCGUCCUCCGAACCUGGAAUGAGUGUUUCCAAAGCAGCCGUCAUUAAUAUGUCUUCUAUUCUGUCAUCCAUUGCAUCUGUUCCUCCUGGUUCCAAAGCAUCAUAUCCAUAUCAAAUAUCUAAGUCUGCUGUCAACAUGCUGACAAAGCUUCUGAGUGGUGACCUUCAACCCCUUGGCAUCCUGGUCAUGUGUGUUCAUCCAGGCUGGGUGAAAACUGAUAUGGGUGGUGAACAUGCUACUCUUACAACAGAGCAAAGUGUGCGUAACAUGUUGAGUUUGUUCAGCUCGCUAAAUGAAUCCUCCACGGGUAAACUGCUUGACCACAAAGGGAAAGAACUGCCCUGGUAGAGGAAAAUCGGGAGUAAAUGCCUACUGUGUUGUGGUUGAAGCCAAACAGGAGUAGCGAAGCAAUUUUUAAUGAUGUUUCUGUGUGCCUUAAGCCAGGGCACUAACUGUAUCAUACAACAAAUCCAACUCUGCUUCCUGUAAAGUGCUAGAUGACACGCCAGUGGCAGUCUGGACAGAUCGUCAUUAAAAAUGAUCUGUUGCACGACUUAUUCCUGUUUUUUAUAGAAUGUGGCAGCUGACGACCGUCUGCCGCAGUGAGUGACCGUCUUUGCAGUUAUACUAAAAAUGUUACACAAAUUUCAUGGUGAAGAAAUUUAGUUCUUAUACGCUACUACAUUGCAUUCGUGCGAAUGCACAGGAUAAGCACUUGUACUGUUAAAUAUAUAUUUGUAUUAAGGAAAACAGAAGCAUGUAACAUUAUCAAUUGUAGAUACUUUUAGCUUGGUUUCAAUUCACUCAAGUGAAGAUGAUGAUUCAGUAUUAGAACCUAUUCUGUGUAACAUUUUGUUUCAGGAGAACUGAGUAUUUAGUAGAAGUACUGUAUAAGAAAGGUUGAGAAAUGAUUGGUAGAUGAAAGUAGGGUGUAUAAAAACACCUUGAUAAUAUAGUCUUGUUUAGACUGGGGUCCAGUCACUAAAUUUCGUAUUAAUCAGUGUAAAUUAUUAAAAAUAAAUCCAUUUUGGAACUAAUGGCGUUCCAUAACAUUACUUUUUCCAUACAAAUUCAACAACGUAAACAAAAACAGACACUAGAAAAAGUCAAUAAGAGACUUGUAUAUUUAGUUUUUUAACUAAAGUAUUAUGCCUGCUUUCUUUGAAGUAAAACAUCUUAUCUAGCAUGGCAUAUUUAGUGAUCUGGACUAAUAUGAUUACAGUAUGUAGUACAGUAGAUUACACAAAGACAAUCAUAGGGGUUCCAGGUGUCCUGGAAUACAAGAAAAAUCUGCCAGAAAAUAGCCUAUCGCCCACAAACUGACAGGGUUUUUGCUACUCUAUUAUGAACUGUCUCUCGGAAGUCGGUUCCAAUGGGUAUCAGCGUGCACAGAAAAACAAUAUUAUUCUCCCAAAAAGUGGCUUCUUCCAACUUGAGACCCAUGCAAUCAAGAUUUAAUCUACGGUAGAUAAUGUAUAUAUCAUGCCUAGUUUGGUAGGUUUUUAAAUACGAAAAUUAGAACAUCUACUGUAAAGAGACAAUUUGUGUGGCUCUGAAGGUAUCUGCGCAUAUGGGUUCUACAUUAGUUGUUUUGAGAUGAUUUUCUUAGUUUUUAGGAGCACUAUUUUAAAAUUGAUAAAGUUGGAAUAUUAUUACAGUAGUAGCUGUUUACUAAGAAUUAAGGGUUGUACACUACAUAAUGUUAGUGAAAUUUAUGAAUUUAUUAAAUGCUUUACACUUUUAUUCAUAUGAUAACUGGAUUUUUAAGUACAUAAGAAAUUAUUGUAUGAAUGUAUAAUACAGUAUACAUUCUAUUUUAUAUUUAAUAAUUUUGCUAUAAUAAAUAUAAUAAAAUUAUACUCAUGAUGGAAACCAGUAACAUUGUAGCAAUACACAAAACCAAAUUUCCUUCAGACUUGUAUUUCAAUUCGUUUCCUUUUAUAUCUUUUUUAUAUGCAUUUGACCAAAGAAGGAUGUGGACUUUUGUAGAAUAAAGUACUGUAUUUAUCAAA
This is a messenger RNA of Anneissia japonica, 2239 nucleotides long. RefSeq names its product C-factor-like. NCBI's taxonomy places the organism in Eukaryota, Metazoa, Echinodermata, Crinoidea, Comatulida, Comatulidae. The record is from RefSeq and is a predicted model, not a curated record.